AUGAAGGAUAUAAAAGUUUAUCUCUGUUCUUGCUUUAGACCUGUUGAAAGAUGUGUAUGUGGCAACAGGAGAAAUUGCUUUCCACCUGAAUAUAUUUACGUCAGUAAAAAGCAAACUCAACAGAUUGCUUUUACUAAGAUGCCGAAGCAAAGUGAAGGAGAAAAAGGUAUUUGCGUGACGAAAAAUGUUCUCUUGACAAACUUUCCUCACUCGUUGUUGAAGGGAGACGAAAAUAUGAGUCAUUCGCAGAUGACAAGGCGUCGUCGAGACUGGCUCACAUAA
Messenger RNA from Clunio marinus, 282 nucleotides. The record is from the annotation of a GenBank genome assembly. NCBI's taxonomy places the organism in Eukaryota, Metazoa, Arthropoda, Insecta, Diptera, Chironomidae.